GUAAAUACGCCCGUUCCCACUCUGUCCUCGGUUAAAUCUUCACUUGCGAUUUGUUCACCUGCACUUGUAAAUAUGACUUCUGUAAGCACGUUCUGUUCGCACAUUGCAGCAUAGAGUAACAAAGCAUAGCUUAGACUUGUUCCUAAAAAAAUAAAAAAAAGAUAAGUGUCAUCUCGUUAGAGAAGUGCCUUCCCAAAGCGUGGCUGCCCCGUUUGUUCCGCUACCCUCAUUCAAGAUGCACUGUCUGCUUUUCUUCGUUUUGUUUUUUUUUGUAAAUCUGCUGCUGCCUGUUAUUUAUUGUGAGAAGGAAAAAAUUUUACCAUUCGGUGAGAUUCUCUCGGGCGUUGCAGACAUAGCCAAUGUGAUUACGCCUAAAAAGGAAAACGCCUCUGUUGAUCCCGUCGCCGCAUCUACCAGCAGGAUCAAUUUGAAAAUAGUUCCAUCCAAAAAGUUGAGCAUCACAAAAAAUGAUUUGAUGUUCCUCAUGUCGGAGAUACGACAAGAAAUUAGAAGACAGAUUAGCAUCCUGGAAGACGAGCUUGAGGAAAAGGAAAGAAUGAGGAAAAGAUCCUCUUCCCUGUGGACAGUUAACCAUUCGGCUGUUUACUCCCCUGAAGAGAGUGUAGACAAUACUCAGGAGAUGGACAGCCUGGAGGAGGAAGAACGAGAAGAAAUCGAAAACAUGCUGGACUCCCUAAACACGCUGGACAAGGAAGACCACAUAACGCCGCAGCAAAAAAGUAAAUCAUACAAUAUACAAUUUGGCGGUGAGGAAGAUGAGGAGGAUGCUCAAAAUGAUACAGCCAAGGGUACACGGUUCAGUCAGAAGACUCUGCGAAAUGGUACUUUUGUUUAG
Messenger RNA from Plasmodium coatneyi, 856 nucleotides. RefSeq lists its product as uncharacterized. The transcript is spliced from 6 exons. The record is from RefSeq and is a predicted model, not a curated record. The coding region runs from base 236 to 856 and encodes 206 amino acids. Lineage: Eukaryota; Apicomplexa; Aconoidasida; Haemosporida; Plasmodiidae.